CCUACCCGCGGCGAAGGAAUAAUGGCCCAAAGUCAAACGGAAAUGUACCCGACCCGAAAAUACGGGCUCACCUUCUUCUACACAAAUUCUCCGAUCUCGGAUCAGUAAAGACGCUUUCCUGAGAUUUUGCACAGCGUCGGACAAUGGCGUCACCGGCAGCAGUUCGGAGAAGCGGUGGCGGCCUUCUAGAAGGCCUUUACAGGGUCAUCAUGCGCCGGAACUCUGUCUACGUCACCUUCGUCGUCGCCGGCGCUUUUGUCGGCGAAAGGGUGGUUGACUAUGGGAUUAAGAAGCUCUGGGAGCAAAACAACAUUGGGAAGCGAUACGAGGAUAUUCCAGUUUUGGGACAAAGGCCAUCUGAAUAAUCUGGCAUCAACACUAGUAAUCUUUCCAAUUGCAGGUUAUUUUUAAAUGAUUACAAUUGUUAUAUUGGUUCUGAAUCUGCUUUUUGUAGAUGCUUUGUAAUGUCUGAAUUCCCAUACAUAUAUAAUAAAACAUGAUCUUGUGAUUGUGGGCAAACAGGGGACUAUAUAAUUAACAUACCCUCCUUUGAAUGGUUCAAUAUAAACUCAUCUUUAGAGAGCAUUUGAACUCAAGACUCAUUUGUCAUAAGAUUUUGGUCAAUCUUGAUAAUUGAUUAUUAUAAGGAGGGUGCAUUGUACUCCAGUUGGAAAGCAUUAAACAAAAAAAGGUGUUCUGAAUAAACAAAGCUCAUUUAU
This is a messenger RNA of Cuscuta campestris, 719 nucleotides long. Lineage: Eukaryota; Viridiplantae; Streptophyta; Magnoliopsida; Solanales; Convolvulaceae. The record is from the annotation of a GenBank genome assembly.